Messenger RNA from Fusarium musae, 1026 nucleotides. RefSeq lists its product as uncharacterized. Gene Ontology annotation, molecular function: ferrous iron binding; oxidoreductase activity, acting on single donors with incorporation of molecular oxygen; zinc ion binding. Bases 1 to 1026 code for a protein of 341 amino acids. NCBI's taxonomy places the organism in Eukaryota, Fungi, Ascomycota, Sordariomycetes, Hypocreales, Nectriaceae. The transcript is spliced from 4 exons. The record is from RefSeq and is a predicted model, not a curated record.
AUGACCCAACUCCUAUCUUUCCGAUCAUUGAUCGGCUUCAUCUCUAUUGCCGUAGCCAUGAUUGCCUUGUUUGGUGCUUCACCACUCAAAGCCUUUUCAUCGACUCUGCAAAGGGCAGGCUUUGAUUGGUACAACUCACAAAAGGAUGUGUCAUUUCCAGUAAAGACGGAUGUAGCAACAAAGGCGCCUGUUUACUUCUUCAGUCAUGGUGGUGUGAGUCUACUUGUGUUGAAGCCUGAUGUGCAAUAUAACACAAAGCACCCCGUAUAUCCUGUCCUUCAACAAAUUGGAAAGGAGAUAACGCAGAAAGUGAGGCCGAAGGCCGUAGUGGUCUUCUCAGCACAUUGGAUGGGAGAGGAGCGCGCCAUUCAUGUCAACAAUGCUGUAGAUACUCCUCUCAUUUAUGAUUUCUACGGAUUCCCCGAUCACUUUUAUAAAGCUCAAUAUCCGAACAAGGGUAGCCCAGAGCUUGCGAGCAAGAUCAUGGUCAUGCUUUCAGAGGCUGGUAUCCAAUCCUAUGGAAUGAAGCGAGGCCUUGAUCAUGGCGUAUUUUCUGGCUUUCAUGUUGCAGCCUUCAAUCCAGAAACCAAUCCACUCAACGUACCACUUGUUCAAGUUUCGCUCUUCAAAAACGAAGAUCCUCACGCCCACUACGCUCUCGGACGUGCUAUAUCUGCACUUCGGGACGAAGGAAUAGUUAUCAUCGGAGCUGGGAUGUCAGUACACAACUUACGUGACAUGCACCACAUGUUCGAGGGUAACACAGAGCCACUCCCAUAUGUUGUGAGCUUCGACAACGCUCUCAAGGAGGCUGUGGAGGCCGAUCCAGCUGUCCGAGAGGAAAAGAUGGCGGCGAUAUGUAAGCGGGGAGAUGCGAAACAAGCACACCCUUUCAUGGAUCACCUCAUGCCAGUUUUUAUCGCUGCAGGCGCCGCCAGUGAGGACUGGGGAAAGCAGAUAUGGACUUUACAUGAAGGCAGCUUCGGAUGGUCGCAGUUUCGGUUCGGCGAUGUUCCUUCAUCCUGA